GCACAUUUCUUUGUAAUUUAAAAACUGCACAAUGAAUACCAAACAGUUUGUGUUUCUCGUAAUUAUUUAUCAAUAUACAUUCUACACAGGAGUGACCACUCUGGAGGUGCCCAAACAUAUGGUGUCGGGAGUAAAGAAAUUGACUAAUAUAUGCAUAAAGGAAUCUGGUGCCAGCGAAGAUUUAUUUAAGGAAAUCAGAGCGACGGGCGAAUUGCCCAACAAUCAAAAUUUAAAGUGUUUCAUGCAUUGUGUGCUAGACAAAAUUGGAUUGAUUGAUGAUGAUAACAUCGUGCACUUGGAUAAUCUCAUUGAAAUAAUGCCACCAGACUUUGUGCCGAUAAUAGAGCAGUUGCACACAACUUGUGGCACAAAAAGUGGCGCUGAUGGCUGCGAAACGGCGUUUUUAACAAUAGAGUGUUAUAUAAAAAGAGAGCCAAUCAUAUCGAAAAUGUUGUUUUCAACAUUCGCGGAUUGAUUAAAUAAAAACGUGAAUAGUAAAUUGGAAGUGUUAGAAAUUUAAGCGCACCUGUAAAGCGAAUCGUCAAUACGCAGCAGUAGCAGGCAACGCACAAUGCGCAAGCACUCAAUUUGCACUUUAAUCAUGGCAUCCUAAAAAAUAAUAUAUAAAAUAUAUAGUAUUAAAUAUUUGUAAAUAUAAAAAAAAAUUAUGUUUAA
Bactrocera tryoni is the source of this 675-nucleotide messenger RNA. It is a transcript of the gene Obp69a, whose product is annotated as general odorant-binding protein 69a. Gene Ontology annotation, molecular function: odorant binding. Lineage: Eukaryota; Metazoa; Arthropoda; Insecta; Diptera; Tephritidae. Gene Ontology annotation, biological process: sensory perception of smell. Bases 32 to 475 code for a protein of 147 amino acids. The record is from RefSeq and is a predicted model, not a curated record. The transcript has 5 exons.